GAGGAUAGCUGGUCAUUAGUAUUAAAUCGGUCGAGGAACGUCCAGCACGGCGCGCAAUAUCCGUUAGAUACAAAUAAAACCGUACACCUCAAAAAACAGAUAUACAUAUAGAAAAUGGCUGAGCAGAAGAAGGCCCCGCUGUUGAAAAAGGAGGAGGACUACGUGAAGGCCCUCGAGGGAUUCAUUAACCCCGAAACGGAUCAGGUGGUCCUGCUGCUGGAUUACGAUGGCACUCUGGCCCCACUCACCGAGGAGCUCUCCGUGAUGCCCAAGGAUACCGAGAUUAACAUCAAGAAACUGGCCGCCAACGAGAAGAUCUUCAUGUGUGUCUUCUCUGGCCGCGAACUGAGCGAGAUCAAGAACCACCUCAAGUUCCCCAAUGUGACCUAUGCCGGCAACCACGGCCUGGAAGUGGAAUAUCCUUCCGGCAAGAAGUUCAAGAUCGAGAUGCCCGAGGAGCUGCUCGAGAAGCACAACAAGUUGGUGGCCGAGCUAAAGGAAAAGGUGGUGCUCUCCGGUGCCUGGGUGGAGGACAAGAAGAUCUCCGUGACCUAUCACUACAAAGGCGUCACCGACAAGCUGAAGGCCAAGCUGAUCGCCGAGGCCAAGGGUUUGAUCCAGGCCCAUGGAUUCCAGCUGAUCGAGACCCCCUACGCUUUGGAGGGCAAGCCCCGCGUCAACUGGGACAAAGGUGAGGGCGCCAAGAUGAUCCUGGAGAAGCAGUUCGACGCUGACUGGGCCAAGAACCUGAAGAUCGUCUAUGUGGGUGACGAUACCACCGAUGAGGAUGCCAUCAAGGUGCUGCACGGUAUCGGCAAGACCUUCCGCGUCUCCGAGCUGCCCACGCUGAAGACCUAUGCCAACUACCAGAUCAAGACCGUCGAGGAAGUUGGAUAUCUCCUGAAAGCCGUGCAGGCCUACUACGAGAAGAAGAAGAAGGCCUAAGCGCAACGCCAAAGGAUAUUAAGCUUAAGCUAAAUUCCACGCACACUCACAUUAAACACACUCAUAGUUACACCUAAAGGAGAAGAUUUGGUCCGUUUGAGUUAUAGAAAUGAUGUAUUCAUUGACUUGCUCGGCAAUCUCUCUCGAAACCAAUUUUGUGUCUUUAAAUUUUGCAAAAUAAAACAUUUUUCAUAACAUUA
Drosophila rhopaloa is the source of this 1145-nucleotide messenger RNA. Its product is annotated as probable trehalose-phosphate phosphatase C. The transcript is spliced from 4 exons. Gene Ontology annotation, biological process: trehalose biosynthetic process. Gene Ontology annotation, molecular function: trehalose-phosphatase activity. The coding region runs from base 115 to 945 and encodes 276 amino acids. NCBI's taxonomy places the organism in Eukaryota, Metazoa, Arthropoda, Insecta, Diptera, Drosophilidae. The record is from RefSeq and is a predicted model, not a curated record.